GGCCAAGCCCCUUUAAACCAUUACGCAUAUCGGGGGCUGGCGUAUCUAUGCUGUCGUGAGGUUAUCUAUCCAUUCUCGACGGGUACAUGUGGACAUCGUAGAAAGCGCACAGUGCAAUUUGAGAAUAACAUCAAAUCAAUACGAGCGCGCAUGAGUUGGGUUUAUACCGGGAAAUGUACAUGAACAUCGCAGGUCUUUUACUAAAACUGAGUUGUUUGAAGAGCGUCUCGUGAAACAGUCUAAUACCAACCAAACUCAAAUCUGAACGACAGUGCAACCGUUGUGAUUUUCCUGGAUUUAAAAGCACACUUUGCGGACAAAUUGGAUAAGACACCCCCAGUGAAGGGCACUGGAUACUUGCAAGAAAUUGCAGGUCGUGGAAUGAAACCUCCUUUAUAAGAAUUGAAGGUUUGGACUGGUGUACAUGGGGGAACAGCAAGUGGAAUUCUGGGAUGUUUGCGAUGUCAGCGAAGGAACAGUAGGACUUGUAUUUCUACAGAUUGGUGUCAUAGGAGAGGUGUUUUUAACCAAACCAAGCUGCUGGGAGGUCAAGGGGUGACAUGCCUCUGUAACACAUUGUUGGAAACAAAUGAUUGGUUGCCAUGCCUCCGGGGAUGGUGCGACGUGGUUUGUCAGUCCUGGUGGCGGUCCCAGCCCCAGUACUGUUGCUGCUGCUAGCUGCCGGCUGGCCCUCCUAUGGCCUGGCCUGGGCCUCCUCCCCCUACCCCAUCUUUACCCGCAACGACACCCUCUUUGAGCACAUGACCCUGCACCCGGACCCUGCGGUGGGACGUGUCUACGUGGGGGCGCAGGACCGCCUCUUCCAGCUGGACCGCCACCUGACUGCCGAACUCCGGUUCGACACCGGACCCGUGACGGACAGCCGUGAGUGCCUUCCACCCGUCACCGAGGGCAACUGCCCACAGGCGCGGCCCACCAGCAACCACAACAAGCUCUUGCUGGUGGACCCCUACUCUAUGGAACUGAUCACAUGUGGCAGCGUCAACCAGGGCAUCUGCCAGAAGCGGAGUUUAGACUCUGUGGGUACGGUGCUGUUCUCAGCCGAGCGGCCUGUGGACACGCAAUACGUGGCAGCCAACCACCCCAACGUGAGCACGGUGGGCCUGGUGGUGCGCUCCCGCCCUGACCGCCAGCCCGUGCUCUUUGUGGGCCGCGGCUACACCAGCAGCCACCCACCCAUCUCCACGCGCAACCUAGUCCAGGAGCCCGUGUUUUCCUACGAAGAAACUGCAAAGCUAUCGGUGGCGGGCCGCCUCUCAGAGUACGACCACCACUUCGUGGCCUCCUUUGCCCAGCGCCAGCAUGUCUACUUCCUCUUCUACCGGCGUGACCUCAAGUCCCAGUCGCGCGAGUACCGCACCUACGUGUCGCGCGUCUGCCUGGAUGACCAGGCCUACUACUCGUAUGUGGAAGUUCCUCUGGCCUGUCGCUCGGCAGCAGGUAAGAGCUACAACCUACUCCAAGCUGUCCGCCUUGGUCUACCACCCAGGGGGAGUGGGGGCGAAGCUGGGAAAGCCGAGGUGCUCCUGGGGGUGUUCUCCACACAUCAGACCUCGUCCACACGGCCCAGUGAGGACUCUGCUCUCUGCAUGUUUAACCUGGACGAUCUGGACCAGAGGAUCAACUCCACCAGGGACCUGUGCUACACGCAGUUCGGCCGUGCCGAGGAAGGGGGGGAGGCGGCCUACAUCGAGUACGAAGUCAAAUCCAACUGCGCCAACCUGCCGUCGAACACCCUGGAUGCCUACCCAUGUGGUUCAGACCACACCCCCAGUCCAAUGGCCAGCCGGGUGGCUGUGGAAGCCGAGCCCAUAUUGGACAGCCCAUCCACCCGUCUCACCGCCGUGGCUGUCAGCUUGAGGGCGGGACAUACAAUCGCCUUCCUGGGGGAUUCCAAGGGAAACCUGCGCAAGGUGUUUCUGGGCCCUAACGGUGAGGUGGAGGAGUACGCCGUCGUCUCCAUCCAGGCCAACGCGGCCAUCAGCUCAGACCUGCUCCUGGAUCAGUCUGAGGAGCACCUUUUCAUCAUGACGUCCACCAUGCUCCAGAAGAGGCCAGUGGCUGAGUGCCACGGACAUCUGGACUGCCAAGCCUGUCUGUCUGCCCAUGACCCCUACUGUGGAUGGUGUGUCCUGGAGGGGAGGUGUGGCCAGCAGGCUCAGUGUUCACGCGGGGCCCAGGCAGGCCAGUGGCUGUGGAGCUUCGACAUGGAGCAGAAGUGUCUCACCAUCCAGUCCCUCAGCCCCUCCAACAUCAGCCGGCAGGAGAAGAGAAGUAUCUCUCUAUCAGUCCUGGGCCUGGCCGUCCUAGAAGAGGACAAGUCGUACUCCUGUUUCUUUCACGACUCUGAGAGUCCUGCCACAGUCACCGACAUGGGGGUCACCUGCCUCUCCCCUGACCCCCACAGGGUGCUGACUGGGCCUCCGGGACAAGAUUUUGUCACUGUCACCCUGUCCCUGCGCUUCGGUGACGUCGUCGUCACGGCGACAGAGUUCACCUUCUACGACUGUACUGCCGCCAAGCAGCUGUCUGGGAGCGUGCCUUGCCGCGGUUGUGUGUUGAGUCGCUGGGGCUGCAACUGGUGUGUCCACCAGCACACCUGUACCCACAAGCCCGCCUGUGACGAGGGGGUUAUCAUCUAUAACGAACACUUCAAACUCCCCACCCCGGCUCCUCCCACAACAGUGUCCCCAACAACCGUACCCCCGACAACUACAACAACAACCCCAACAACUACAACAACAGCCACCCCCACAACUACCACAGCAACUAUCGCCACAACGACAUCAAUCAAAGCCCCUACCACCAUAGCUACCGCCCUGGAGCCUAUGACAACAACCCUGUCUACAACCACCACAGCGGAGCCGACUACACUGCCCAACCCUGCUAUGCCGACCGAGGCCCCCACCAUUCAUCCCCCUACAACGUUAGCCGAAGUUACAACGCCCAUACCUGAGACCACCACUAGUGAGGCUGAGGAGCAAACAACUGCGGAAGAGCUCGUUGCAGAGGCUGAAAGUGAAACUGUAGGCCCCGUGGUUACCCCUGACAAUGUGGAGCUUGCCGUGGAAACUGAGGUGGCGACGGUUAUGACCAAAGACGGGCAGCCAUCCGAGGAUGUCGCCACUCUAAUCCCCCUGGCGUUCCCACCCGAGACAUCCCCAUUGGAAGUGGUUACUGCACCCCCCCCUCAGGAACUGGACAAGGCUCUGAGUCUGGCGGAGCCCCCCAUGGAGGUCCAGCCCACACCCGUCAUACCCUUUCCCAGCCCCCUUCCCCUGGGGGAACCUGUCAACUCAGAUCUCACCUUCCACCUGGACCUGACAGAGGCCCCCUCCCCACUCCCUCUAGACCACCUCCACCCCACCGACGGAGAGGGCCAGGGUGCCGAGCCGGAAGUGCUUCUCUGGCCCAGGGAGGAAGCGGAGGACACGGCGGUAGAGAACGACACAUCCACCACGUUUUCGGCCACCAGCGUGUUGUCAGGGGACGGAGAGGCCGCUGACCACUUCCUUUCGGGCUCGGCCUACCCCCAGCUCCUGGACGCCGACUCAGAGCUGGACUACCAGUAUGACUCAUCCGACACCUUUCUGCCGGGGGACUCAGGCUCCUAUGUGGGUUGGGGCUCGUCUGCUUGCCCCUGUGUGGAGAAGGUCCAGGGUUCUCAUCUGUUACCAGUCAGAGUGGCGAGGAAGAUCACACUAUUCGCCAGAAACCUCCACCUGUACCAGGACACAGGCCUGGACUACGAGUGUGUGUUGGUGAUCGAGGGGCAGACGGUGGUGGUAGACGCCUACGUGGAAAUGGAUGAGAUGAACCCAUCUCUCUUUGACAUCACCUGUCAGCUGCACCAGUAUUCCUACUCCGCUCCAGUGGAUGAGUAUAAUGCCAUGGUGUACGUAAAGAGGCGGGACACCUUCCACGUGGACAGCUCUCAUGACCUAUACGUGACUCUGUACAACUGUUCUGUGGGGCGUUCUGACUGUAGCCAGUGUCACACGGCGGACCAGAAGUAUGGCUGUGUGUGGUGUGGAGGGGACCAGUCCACCUGUCUGUACGGAGACUCCUGCAGCGAGCCCCUCGAACAGACCUGCCCCGCCCCUGUCAUCCAUGCCAUUGAGCCCCUUUCUGGACUGGUGGAGGGGGGGACCGUGCUGACCAUCUCAGGGUCCAACCUGGGCCAGAAGGCUGAGGACAUCCUGCACUCUGUCACUGUGGCUGGGGUUUCCUGCUCUGUCAUCCCCCACCUCUACGAGGUCUCCUCCAGGAUUGUGUGUAAGACCAAAGCCAGUGGGGGAGAGAAGACGGGCCAAGUGUCAGUAGAAGUGAGCGGGGGAGAGUUUGGCCUCUCCAGCCAGAAGUUCAGCUACCAGGAUCCGUUUGUGAUGGAGGUGUCCCCCCAGAGGGGUCCCAAGGCGGGGGGCACGUCCCUGACCAUCACUGGGAGGAACCUGCUCACGGGACGCCCCUCUGACAUCACUGUCACCGUCGGAGGAGUGCAAUGUGUCAUUUUAUCAGAGGCCCAGGAUGAUAGUGUGGUGUGUGUGACGGGCAGCAGCAACAGGACGGGUGAUCACCGCGUGACACUUCACUAUGGCAACAGCCAGCGCCACCUUCACGAGUCAGCCUACAGCUUCACCCCCAACCCCAACAUCACCCAGGCUGUGCCCGCCAAGAGCUUCCUCAGCGGUGGCCGUCUGAUCUUCGUGUCUGGUCACAACCUGGAUGUGGUACAGCAACCUAACAUGUUGGUCACUGUGUUCCCCUGGGAGUCCAUCCCCCAGAGGAGGAGGAGGAGGAGUGGAGGAGAAAGGGAGCAUGAGACAGAGGACAAGGUGCUGUGGAGGCAUCGCAGGAUCGUACCAGAGCCCAACUGCCCUGGGGACCCAGUCUGCUCCAUCAUACAGUACAUGGAGCGUUGCGAGGUCAACUCGUCCAGUCUGAUCUUGUGCCGGAGCCCGGCAUUGGAGCCCUCUGUGUGGGGCUCGCAGGUGGACGUGGCCUUCCUCCUGGACAAUCUGAGCUUCCCGUUUGGUGCCGUCAGCCCCCAGGGGGCCUUUAGCUAUGAGCCUAACCCCGUGCUGCACCCGCUCAACAAGCAGGAGCCCCUCAAGCCCUACCGCUACAACCCAGGAAGCUUUAUUCAGCUGGAGGGUGAGAACUUGGACCUGGCCAUCUCUAAAGAGGAGGUGGUGGUGUUGGUGGGGGAGGGGGUGUGUGCUGUGAAGACCCUGACCAGGAACCACCUGUACUGCGAGCCCCCACCCCAGCAGCCCUUCCCGGGACCCCCCAAUGGCGGAAGGAAACGCGAGGGUGCCGACACGCUGCCCGAGUUCACCGUCCACAUGGGCAACCUGAACUUCUCCCUGGGCAUGGUGCAGUACGACAUCCUCAGCCUGUCCACCUUCCCCCUGGAGGCCCAGGUAGGGGUGGGCGUGGGGGCCUCCAUCCUAGCCCUCAUCGUCCUCAUCAUAGUGCUCAUCUACAGGAGGAAGAGUAAACAGGCUCUGAGGGACUACAAGAAGGUUCAGAUCCAACUGGAGAACCUGGAGACCAGUGUGAGAGACCGCUGCAAGAAGGAGUUCACAGACUUGAUGACGGAGAUGAUGGACAUGUCCAGUGACCUGGUGGGCUCGGGCAUCCCUUUCCUGGACUACCGGCGCUAUGCCGAGAGGAUCUUCUUCCCGGGCCACCGCGAGUCGCCCCUGCGGAGGGAUCUGGAUAUACAGGAGAGUCGGCGGGCCACAGUGGAGCAGGGCCUGGUGCAGCUCUCUAACCUGCUCAACAGCAAACUCUUCCUCACCAAGUUCAUCCAUACUCUAGAGAGCCAGCGGACGUUCUCACCAAGGGACCGGGCCUACGUGGCCUCUCUCCUGACUGUGGCGCUGCAUGGUAAACUGGAGUACUUCACAGACAUCCUCAAGACCCUGCUCAAUGACCUGGUGGAGCAGUACGUGGUCAAGAACCCUAAACUCAUGCUGCGGAGAACGGAGACAGUGGUGGAGAAGCUGCUGACCAACUGGAUGUCCAUCAGCCUCUAUGCUUUCCUCAGGGACUCUGCAGGUGAGUCUCUCUACAUGUUGUUCAGGGCUAUCAAGCACCAGGUGGACAAGGGGCCGGUGGACGCGGUGACUGGCAAGGCCAAAUACACGCUCAAUGACAACCGUCUCCUCAGAGAGGAUGUUGAGUACAAGACCCUGACCCUGAACGUGUUGAUGCAGGGCGGGGGGGUGAAUGAGACCCAGCCACUACCCUCCAAGGUGCUGGACAUAGACACCAUCACCCAGGUGAAGGAGAAACUCCUGGACCAGGUCUACAAGGGCACCUCCUUCUCCCACCGGCCACACACAGACUCUCUGGACCUGGAGUGGAGGUCUGGUGUAGCAGGUCAUCUGAUCCUGUCUGAUGAAGACCUGACGUCUAUUGUCCAGGGCAAUUGGAAACGCCUCAACACACUCCAACACUACAAGGUUGCAGAUGGCGCGACAGUGGCUUUGGUCCCGCGCCACAGCAAACACAUCCAUCACGACAACCACAACUACGUGGCAGGUGAAAAGACGCCCAUGCUGGAGGAUGCAGACGAGGGCGGGGUGAGGCUGUGGCACCUGGUCAAGGCCGGCGAAGAGCCUGAGCUACCCAAGCACCGCCGCGGCAGCGUGAGGGAGAGGGCCAAGGCAAUACCAGAGAUCUACCUCACACGUCUGCUCUCCAUGAAGGGCACUCUGCAGAAGUUUGUGGACGACCUGUUCACGGUGAUCCUGUCCACCAGUCGUCCCGUUCCGCUGGCCGUCAAGUACUUCUUUGACCUGCUGGACGACCAGGCGCAGCACCACGCCAUCACCGACCCUGAGACCAUCCACAUCUGGAAGACCAACAGUUUGCCCCUGAGGUUCUGGAUCAACAUUGUAAAGAACCCCCAGUUUAUCUUUGACGUCCAGCCCUCGGACCACGUGGACGCCGUGCUAACGGUCAUCUCCCAGACCUUCAUGGACUCCUGCACCACCUCAGAGCAUAAACUGGGCAGGGAUUCACCAAUAAACAAACUGCUUUAUGCCAGAGAUAUCCCCCGGUACAAGCAGAUGGUGGAAAGGUACUACGCUGACAUCAGACAGACAAUCUCUGCCAGUGACCAGGAGAUGAACUCCGCACUAGCAGAACUAUCCAGGAAUUACUCAGGCGAGUUGAAUUACCUUGUUGCCCUGCACGAGUUGUACAAGUACAUCAACAAGUACUAUGACCAGAUCAUCGGGGCCCUAGAAGAGGACAGCACGGCCCAAAAGAUGCAGCUGGGUUACCGGCUCCAGCAGAUCGCUGCAGCCGUAGAGAACAAAGUCACUGACUUGUGACAGUGAAACCACUGACCAAGACCACGCCGGCAGAGGGGACCACAUUAAGAGACCCACAGGAGUGGGGGAGGGAAACUCAGAGGGGGUGGGUUAGGAGGAUGGACAGACCGGACCAAUAGACAGAUUAAGUAUGGUUCUAGGGGUAAGGACCCCAAACACCCCACCCCUUUUCCACAUUAAGGAGCAAUGAGUGACUGUUGUUCACACACAACAGUCACCAAGGGGGUUGAAAAGGGGAUGUGGUGUAUUGGGCUGCUGAACACGUGUAACUCUGGUGUGGUGGUAUACUCUCCACUGUGGACAAGACAGGAGGGAAAGAUAAAGGGAGACACACAAACAGACGAAGAGCCUUUGUUUGUAUGUCCCACCCGUUCACCCUUCAGCCCUGAGUUGGACCACAUUGUGGCAUCUGCCUCUCUUGUAGAACUCUCUGUGGAACUAGAAGAAGGGGCUUGGGAGAUCCAGACAUGACAUGAUGUGUCAAUGGAAACGUGCUGAAGUCAACAAUCUGAAGUCUCAUAUGAAUGAAUGAAAGGAAGUCUUAUGUCUAUCAAAAUGCUGGUUGUAGCUAGAUGGAGAGCAAGUGUGAGUGAGAGUUGGAAGGGACCAUGCUGGUUUCCCCCCUCAUUCAAGACUCAACAUCCCUUUCCACAUGAAAUGUGGAGUGAAAAGUUUUAUUAGCAUUUAAUAAACAUUAUCUAGAUAUUACAUUGUCACCAAUGCAGUUGCAUACAGUACCUUUCCUCGGGGCUUGAGUCUUAUAAGUUAUCGGCACUCUCUACCUCCUUCUACUCACCUGAAAACUCAAGUUAUCCUCUUAUUUCUUUAAACCUGAAGCUUUUUCUUGUGUUUUGUGGUUUGUCUGCUAGGUUAAACCAGAUUGCUCUCUCCUUCUGACUCUCUUUAUGUCAAAACAGUAGCUUUGUUCCAUAUCCGUCCAAAUCAUAAGUACACGUAGUAUCUUUCGGAGUAGUGGACAAAUGCCACAUACGUGCACACACACACAGUUCACUCAAUCAUGACACUCUUGAGACAACUCUUCUUUUUUAAUGUUUUUUUUAAAAUGUGUAAUUAUUGCCAUUCCACUUUUCCAGGUAGCUCCCGAGUCUAUACAAAUCUGUGUUCCUCUUUAUGGUAUUGAAUGGGAGGAAGAUGUUAAUGUCGGAGUUGAAAUGAACAGCUCUUGGAAAGAGGCUACAGCUCACGCUCUGCAGGACUAAAGAAAGAAUGAUACUGAAAGCAAAGAAGCAGUCUUUUCAAAAGGUACUGGAAAUAUGUGACCGUGUGAAUGUUUUGAUGUUUUUAAAGGGUAACAGUCACUGGAGGGACACUAGAUCAUAGAUUAAACAAACAAAUCUCAACUGUAGAAUUGUAUAUAUUUAAAACAUGUGUCCCACAGUAUUUUAUGGUGUACAUUCAUACAGCUUUCCUUGUUGUACAUUUUUAACAUAACUUUUUUUUUUAACCAAGAAAAGUCUAUUGAAUCAUGUUCUCAUGUUGUGCUGUUGUGAGGUAGCUUAUUUAUCUGGCAAUUGGCAACUGCGCCAUUGAUAUGUGUAUUGCAGUUAUUCUAUUGAACACAAGAUGGCGACAGCUCCUACGUUUGUUGAACUUGUUCUCUAACAUUGCUGUUUUAACUGUCUAUAAGGUUUCACAGAAGAUACUUUGACCUAGUCACAUUUUGCAACGUUUGAUUAAGUAUUAGAAUUAUAACUACAUUGCCAUUUCUGAACUUUAACGAAACUCGUUUUCUUAUGAUUUACCCAUGGGUUGUGUUAUUCAUAAUUUGCUCAUCUCUGCAUUCUCUAUUAGACUAUAACGUCAUUUUCUAACAGUACGCAUAUCCCAAAUGGCACCCUAGUCCCUAUAUAUAGUGCACUACUUUUGAUUAGAGCCUUAUGUAGGAAAUAGGGUGCCAUUUGGGACAGAAACCUAGACUAAUCAUUCUAUCCCACAGAGCUUGAUGGUUUGAAGUUGUGAUUAAAUAUUUUGGUAAAGCUAUGUACCAAGAACGUUAUCACACGAAUUGGAGGUGUUGCAUGUAUGUCAACGACACAUAACUGAUGUUAGACUUAUGGAUGAAGACCUUUAACACGACCCAUGUGGUAGGCUAUAUCUUUAUAUGCGGGUACACUGUUGGCUUUCUAGUGAGUAGACACCAAUAAGAGGCUGACAAUGAGUCAGCAGAUUGGUCAUUUAACUGUAAAACCCAAUCAAAUGAUCAGUUUUGUCCUAUUUUGAUAAUCAUUUUGAAGAGAUGAAAGUGUAUGUAGUUUAUGCGUUGCAUGCUAUUGUGUGGGUUCUCCAGUUUGAUGCAUUUUCCUGUUCACCGCCAUUGUCCCUAGAUUGUACAGCAUAAACGAGUCAUAGUAGCUUAUUGGUUAACAUCACACUAUUUUUCAAUGGACAAUUUGUAUUGUCAUAUGCUUUCAAUGUAGACUCGUAUUAUGUAUGAAGCCUAAUAAUGGUGAAGAGUGCAGGUGGUGGUCAUUUGAAGGAAAACUAUUGUUAGGCUGUAUAAAUUUAGGAGCACUUUAAGGUUGAUUUUUAUUUUGUCUGUUAAUAUAGUUGUACAUAAUGAUUGAAUAAUGUAACUUGUAGCGACUUAACCUGCUGUUUAAUAAGAGUGUAAAUUCCUACAUAUGGUGAGGUAAUAAAGUAUUUGUAAAAUCA
Messenger RNA from Oncorhynchus gorbuscha (pink salmon), 10040 nucleotides. Its product is annotated as plexin-B1-like. The record is from RefSeq and is a predicted model, not a curated record. Lineage: Eukaryota; Metazoa; Chordata; Actinopteri; Salmoniformes; Salmonidae. Gene Ontology annotation, biological process: negative regulation of cell adhesion; positive regulation of axonogenesis; axon extension. Gene Ontology annotation, molecular function: protein binding; semaphorin receptor activity. Gene Ontology annotation, cellular component: semaphorin receptor complex.